Peromyscus leucopus (white-footed mouse) is the source of this 4010-nucleotide messenger RNA. RefSeq names its product MALT1 paracaspase (gene Malt1). Gene Ontology annotation, biological process: proteolysis. Gene Ontology annotation, molecular function: cysteine-type endopeptidase activity. NCBI's taxonomy places the organism in Eukaryota, Metazoa, Chordata, Mammalia, Rodentia, Cricetidae. Bases 175 to 2682 code for a protein of 835 amino acids. The record is from RefSeq and is a predicted model, not a curated record. The transcript has 17 exons.
CGCGGCUUCUCAGGGGAACCUGUCUCGCGGGCCGGGAGCAAGUGCUUCUUCCUGUGACGGCCUCGCGGUGCAGCCGACUUCUCCUUCCGCUCCCGCGGCUCCCUCCCGGGACGGCGAGGGAGGCCCGAAGGGGACCGGCUGGAGCGGGGCCGUCGGGGCUCCCGGGGCGUCGCCAUGUCGCUGUGGGGGCAGCCGCUGAAGGCCUCGCUGCCCCCGGCUGUGCAGCCGCCCCCGACCGCGCCCUCGGGGCCUCCGAGCGGCGCCCCUCCAGCCGGCGCCACCCUCAACCGCCUGCCGGAGCCGCUGCUGCGGAGGCUCAGCGAGAGCCUGGACCGCGCGCCCGAGGGCCGAGGCUGGAGGCGGCUGGCGGAGCUGGCCGGCAGUCGGGGGCGCCUCCGGCUCAGUUGCCUAGACCUGGAGCAGUGUUCUCUGAAGGUGUUGGAGCCAGAGGGAAGCCCAAGUUUGUGUUUACUGAAACUGAUGGGUGAAAAAGGAUGUACAGUCACAGAACUGAACGACUUCCUUCAGGCUUUAGAACACACUGACGUUCUUCAGCUUCUCAACCCCCCAGGAUUAAAGAUCACUGUAAACCCAGAAUCAAAGUCAGUUUUGGCUGGACAGUUUGUAAAACUGUGUUGCCGGGCAACUGGACAUCCUUUUGUACAAUAUCAAUGGUUCAAAAUGAAUAAGGAGAUUCCAUAUGGAAAUUCAUCAGAACUUAUUUUUAACACAGUACAUGUAAAAGAUGCAGGCUUUUAUGUCUGCCGAGUUAACAACAGUUCCACCUUUGAAUUUAGCCAGUGGUCACAGCUCGAUGUCUGUGAUGUGGCAGAAGUAACAGAAAGCUUCCAGGGAAGUGUGGAUGGUAUCUCAGAAUCCAAGCUGCAAAUCUGCGUGGAACCAAGGUCCCAAAAGUUGGUGCCAGGCAGCAGAUUGGUUCUACAGUGUAUUGCUAUUGGAAGUCCUAUGCCUCACUACCAGUGGUUCAAAGAUGAAUCACCAUUGACACACGAGACAAAAAAGCUCUACACGGUUCCGUAUGUGGAUCUAGAACAUGAAGGGACCUACUGGUGUCGUGUAUAUAAUGACCGAGACAGUCAAGACAGUAAGAAGGUAGAGGUCAUCAUAGGAAGAACAGAUGAGGCAGUGGAAUGUACCGAAGAUGAAUUAAAUAAUUUUGGGCAUCCUGAUAAUAAAGAACAAACAACUGGCCAGCCUUUGGCAAAGGACAAAGUUGCUCUUUUGAUAGGAAAUAUGAAUUAUUGGGAGCACCCCAAGCUUAAAGCUCCUUUAGUGGAUGUGUAUGAAUUGACCAACUUAUUAAGGCAACUAGAUUUCAAAGUUGUUUCAUUGUUGGAUCUUACCGAAUCUGAGAUGUGCAAUGCUGUGGAUGAAUUUUUACUACUUUUAGACAAAGGAGUAUAUGGGUUGUUAUAUUAUGCAGGGCAUGGUUAUGAAAACUUUGGGAACAGUUUUAUGGUCCCGGUUGAUGCUCCAAAUCCAUAUAGGUCUGAAAAUUGCCUGUGUGUACAAAACAUACUGAAAUUAAUGCAAGAAAAGGAAACUGGACUCAAUGUGUUCCUGUUGGAUAUGUGUCGGAAAAGAAAUGACUAUGAUGAUACCAUUCCAAUCUUGGAUGCACUGAAAGUCACUGCCAAUAUUGUGUUUGGAUAUGCCACGUGUCAAGGAGCAGAAGCUUUUGAAAUACAGCAUUCUGGAUUGGCAAAUGGGAUUUUUAUGAAAUUUUUAAAAGAUAGAUUAUUAGAAGACAAGAAAAUUACUGUGUUACUGGAUGAAGUUGCAGAAGAUAUGGGGAAAUGUCACCUUACCAAGGGCAAACAAGCUCUAGAGAUCCGAAGCAGCUUGUCUGAAAAAAGAGCACUUACAGAUCCAAUCCAGGGGACAGCUUCCUCCGCAGAGUCCCUAGUACGGAAUCUACAGUGGGCCAAGGCGCAUGAACUUCCAGAAAGUAUGUGCCUUAAAUUUCAGUGUGGUGUUCAUAUUCAGUUAGGAUUUGCUGCAGAGUUCUCGAAUGUCAUGAUAAUCUACACAAGUAUAGUCCACAGACCACCUGAGAUAAUAAUGUGUGAUGCCUAUGUUACUGAUUUCCCUCUCGACCUAGACAUUGAUCCAAAACAUGCAAAUAAGGGGACUCCUGAAGAAACGGGCAGUUAUUUAGUGUCAAGAGAGCUCCCCAAGCAUUGCCUCUACACUAGACUCAGUUCCCUCCAAAAACUGAAGGAGCAUCUGAUCUUCACAGUAUGUUUAUCGUAUCAGUAUUCGGGACUGGAAGACACUGUGGAGGAGAAGCAGGAAGUGAACGUUGGGAAGCCUCUUAUUGCCAAGUUAGACAUGCAUCGAGGACUGGGCAGGAAGACUUGCUUUCAAGCUUGUCGUAUGCCUGAUGAGCCUUAUCACAGCUCCACGCCUGCCGCAGGGGGAGCAGGGCAUUUUCACUCGUCUCAGGACUCGUUCCAUGACGUGUACCAUUCACAUCUUGCUAAUUCAGACAGUGACAUGCCACCAGACAGGUGUCACUGCAGCCGGACUCCACAUACCUUUGUUUCAAGUUACCCCACCCACCAUUACUCCUGCCAGUUUGGGAGAAGUAACGUGCCGGUAGAGACAACUGAUGAGAUGCCCUUCAGUUUUUCUGACAGGCUGAUGAUUUCUGAAAACUGACCUCACGUUUGUGAAAACUAGAGUAUGACAGUGCUUUCAUAUGAAAUAUCACUUACAGACUAUGAGGUGUGGUAGAAAGGCAAAGGUGUACGUACAGAAAGAAAACCGGCAACAGGCUUUUAUAGCAGGCUCUCAGGAGUGUGAGGGACCAGAGUUACAUUAGUUAAGCUGGGUGGUGGCGGUGGUGGCAACACUUGUAAUCCCAGCACUCAGGAGUCGGGGCAGUGGAUCUCCGAGUGUGAGACCAGCCUGGGCUAUAGACUGAGUUCCAGGACAGCCAGGGCUACUCAGAAACCCUGUCUUGAAAGAUCAAAAAAAGGAGAAAAAAAAAAAAAGAAUUACAUUAUUUAACCAGACUGUCUCUUGCUUUUGUCUCAUUUUAAGACUUUGUGAAUUAAUUUGUUUUAAAAGAGUGAAGAAUGGGGCCUGUGAAUAUAGCUCAAUGGUACAAUGUUCAGCUAAUAUGUGGAAGGCCCUGGGCUUAAUCAUCAUUACUGGAAGGGAAGAUAUUCAUCUUCCAGUAAUGAUGUGUAUGUAUGUGUACCAAAUAUUUUCAUUUUGACGACUCAGAAAAGCAGCAAGAAUGGCAUUACUAUAGAUUGAAUUAUAGUAUUGGCACCAAAAAAAGAACCCUUUCUUUUUUCAGAGUUCUUUUAUGUGUAUGUGUGGGGGCCUGAAUAUAUACGUGUUGUCAUGGAGACUAGAAGAGGGCAUCAGAUCCCCAGAACUAGAAUUAUAGACAGGUGCGAGCCACUCACUGUGAAUGCUGGGAAGUGAACCUGUGUCCUCUGUAAGAAUAGCAAGUGCUCACCGGCAGUGGUAGUAGCACAUCUUUACUCCCAGCACUUGGGAAGCACAGGCCCGCGGAUCUCUGUAGCAUGGUCUACAAAUCGAGUUCCAGGACAGCCAAAGCUACAUGGAGAAACCCGGUUUCUAAAUAAAUAAAUAUAUGAAUGAAUAAAUAAAUAAUAGACUAGCAAGUGCUCUUGAUCAUUAAGCCAUUGCUCCAGCCCCAGAAAGAGUCUUUUCAAUCACCAGACUUAACAACUUCCUUUUAUCAAUGGGAAAAUAGAUCGAGGCAAACUGUCUUGUAUUGGAGCAGAACUGAAGUCUCAGUUCUAGGCUCAAAUUUCUAUCCCAGUGGUUUCCUACUCCACACUGCCUUCCCUGCAGGUUCUCAGAUAGGAAUCGUUUGUGUACAUAAGGAGAGAGGUGGGCGGGGAGAAAGAGCUGUUUGUAACCCUGAGAACUGCUUCUGAUUCUGUGAUUACAGGAUUUUGCUUCAAGUGUUAGUCAAGAGGCUUGUAUAUAAAUGUUAUGUAGAACAG